UGUAAUCACAGAUGAGACGGGAACUAUCUUGGCAAUAAGUGAAGUGUCGUCACAUCCGCCCUGACGGCUACAACCCGGACGUGAAGGUUUUUACAAGCUGUUUCGUGUUUUCAAAAAAAAAAAAAAAAAAAAUGGCAGCGAACAUAAACGUGUCUCUCCCAGGCGUUUUCGUGUAGUUUCGCCGCAGUUAUGCCACGGUACUGCGCUGUGAAGGUUUGCAGGAACCGCGGGGGAACUGCGUCAAGACAAGACAACAGGAGAAUUAGCUUCUACCCGUUUCCCUUGCAAGACAAGCCCAGGCUUCAGAAAUGGGUGGACAACAUGAAGCGGGCAGAGUGGACCCCAAGUCGACACCAGUAUCUGUGCAGCGAGCAUUUUACGGAAGACUGCUUCGACAUUCGAUGGGGAAUCCGUUACCUGAAGAAUAAAGCGAUCCCCACCAUUUUUCCUUCAGUGGAAGAUGGUGGUGAGAAAAAAGCGACCAGCAUUAAAACAAGCUCCAAAUUAAAACCCAACACUCCAGACACCGACACUGAGACCAAAGGUUUUGACUCGCCUCAUAGUAAGUGGCCACUCAUUUUGAGCAGGACAUGCAAAAAGGUUCCAUCAAGUACAGCAAACAGUACUGUUGAGGAGCACGCAGAGAUGCUAUUUGAAGUACCUCUGGUCUCAGAGAUACAGACUGCUGCUAGUGAGCUAACAGGUGACACUGGAGUGCCAGCUGCUUCCUGCCCUGCACUGCCUCCAAGCACUGAACCUCAUUCCAAACAGCAGACUGACUCGUCCGUGACUGUGUUAUGUUGCGAGCCGCUGGUACCUUCAUCUAAUAGAGAGGCAAGUGUGGAUGCAGUGGCCCUUCAAGCAGCUCUGGGCCAGACUUUUAGCUUCGUCCCUGUGGAAGUGAUCAAGGACAAACCCACUGGCUGCUCCCUGGAGGAGACGGGACAUAGCGACGGAGAGCACAUUUCUGUUUACGAGCAUUCGUACUGCAGACCGGACACAGACAAAGAUGAGCUUUGGAGUAAGAUCUUGAGUUUACAUGCAAAGAUCUUGGAACUGGAUCGCAGGGAGGAGAACACGAUGGCUAAAAUACGAGCUCUGGAGAAUGAGAUCGCCCUAUUGAAGAGGGAUGGUGCUGUUUUUAAAGAGAAGCAGAAAGUUUUAGAAGAUUGUAUAUCAUCUGUGUUGCUCUGAGUUUGGACCCUAAAAGCAGAAUUGAGGGUUUUUUUGCAGAUAUGUUGCACAUGCUCUCAUACAUUCCUUACAUGAAGCACAGCAGCACACAUUGUGCCUAAUUUUCAGCUCGACUGGUACGCAAUGUGACGCAAAGCUGCUCUUCUGUUUUAAUAGUAUGAAUGUACUGUAUACCUGAUUAAUGCUUUAUGUCCACAUGGUGGCACUGUAUGACCUGUAUGAUUUUUUUCAAAGCUUCCGUGGAGCAUUACUUCAGUGGCUUGUUGCUAUGCAUUAUUGAUACAUAGUACCAUACACUUUGAAUGUGGCAUCUGAAAGGUUCUGAAUCCAUUCUGCAGCAUAACAGUGACCCAAAAUAUCCAGCCUGAGUCAUAAAAAUCUUUAGAAAAAGGAAUCCUGCAACAGAUGGCGUUAGUGCAGAGCAAUGAGCUCAACCAUAUUUAGUCAGUCUGGGUUUACAUAAAAGAUUUCAGCUUAAAUCCACAGCAGAACUGUGGAAACUUGUUUGAGAUGCUUGGAUCAAGCUUCCUUUAAAAACGCUGUGCACAGGGGAACUGGUGCUAUUUAAAGUCAAAGGACGGUCACACCAAAUAUCGAUUGCUUUUUUCUGUUUAUUGCACUUUUUUAUUAAGUUAAUUCACAAAUAUAAACUAUUAAUUAGUUGAAAGCACUUGUGCACAGUACUGUAUUUCCAAGAUUUUCUAUCUUAUGAUUAAUCCUAACUUCCUCACUGCUCUUCUGCUGUCUUUGUCAUGCAGUUUAUUCAUUUAGUUGCAUUUCAGUAUCCAUUUUGGUCUAUUAUAUGAUGACAUAAUGCCACUUGAGUCUUAAUAUUUCUUUUAUUUACAUUUUUACUUGCAUUUAAGGUACUUCUAUGAGUCCUUGUGACUAACCAGGGAAAGCAAAAGGGCACUUCUCACCAGGAUCCACUCUGUUGCUCAAGUGCUGGAUGUUUAUCAGAAUGAUUCUAAAUGGUGUCUUUCUUUCAAGGACCAGUAUGAAUCAUCCCUGACAAAUGUUCAUACAUUAAAACACAACUUGCAAAAUUCUAACCUUUUUAACUCUCAACUGAAACAGUGACUGCUUGUUGUAUUGAUGUCAAUCAGUUUUAUUUUAUGAUGCUCAAACAACAACAUAUACACACAGUAUGAUAUACUUCAGUGUUGUAGGAUUAUGUUUUAUUUUUGUGCUACAAAUCCUAAAAAUUCUGCUUUUCUAAAAUAUAUCCAUGAUGGCUCUACUUUAAA
Molecule: messenger RNA, 2441 nt
Organism: Amphiprion ocellaris (clown anemonefish)
Lineage: Eukaryota; Metazoa; Chordata; Actinopteri; Pomacentridae
Product: THAP domain-containing protein 5-like
Exons: 3
Coding region: 190-1194 (334 amino acids)
Cellular component (GO): nucleus
Source: RefSeq, a predicted model, not a curated record